Molecule: messenger RNA, 895 nt
Organism: Raphanus sativus (radish)
Lineage: Eukaryota; Viridiplantae; Streptophyta; Magnoliopsida; Brassicales; Brassicaceae
Exons: 3
Coding region: 343-687 (114 amino acids)
Source: RefSeq, a predicted model, not a curated record
GUUUCAUUAAAGGGAUUAAAGGGAUGAUUUACUAUUAUGCCUCUUCUUUUGAUUAAUUAAAAAAAAAUUCAGUCGUCGUCUCCCAUCGUCUCCGCACCGUCUCUGUCGUCUCCACAUCGUCUCCGCCUUUGUCUCUGCGUCAUCUCAGUCGUCGUCUCAACCUAUAAUAAUGAGAUCAGAUCGCCGCUGUCAAAUCAUCUCUAUAACAUCAUCGUCUGCUUUGUAUCUGAGAAAUCUUCGUUGAUAUAUUCAACCAUUUGCAGCUUUAGUUCACUGGUAUUUUCUUAUAUUUCUGUUUUGUUAGAUUGAUUAGGUGGAAUCAGCCGCAUUUUGCAGGAUUGAAUGUCUUUGAAAAACUUAGGUUUAGUGUCUCUGUUGUUCGGGAGUUCAACUCAGUGUCGGCACUCUGUGUGUGUUCUGAGUGGUCUUAUUACACACUCUGUUCACCUCUAUUGCAGGUUCAGUUGGCAAGAGCAAUUUUGGUGUAGAUACCCAGAUGAUUUCUUGGACAUUGCUAAGAACAGGAGUUCAUACGGCACGAGAUCCCUUGUGUACUCGUGGAUUACAUUGUGUAGUACGUUUGCAAAACUGGAUACGCACUUCACCAGCACGUUCUCUACAAUACAAACGCAUGGGCAGAAAGGUCAUUUAAUAAGCUCCAGCUUAGUGCUGAAGAGUGAAGACUGAAGAGGAAGAAGCUCAGCUGUUGCAAUGUUGCUUGGGAAUCACUGAGCUAUGAUAACCUUUGUAAACCCAAGUCAUUUCUCAAUUCUCCAUGUUCGAUCCUCCACAUAAUCUUUUUUUUUGAAAUUUAAUAAAAAGCUGUUGAUUAUACUCUUUUUCUUACAUCAACAAACGAUUAUAACACUCUUGGUCUACUGGCCACCCACUACAA